Capsella rubella is the source of this 5642-nucleotide messenger RNA. RefSeq names its product disease resistance-like protein DSC1. The record is from RefSeq and is a predicted model, not a curated record. The transcript is spliced from 5 exons. Bases 380 to 4495 code for a protein of 1371 amino acids. Gene Ontology annotation, biological process: defense response; signal transduction. NCBI's taxonomy places the organism in Eukaryota, Viridiplantae, Streptophyta, Magnoliopsida, Brassicales, Brassicaceae. Gene Ontology annotation, molecular function: ADP binding.
UUGACGUUGGUCUCCAGAGUCCAGACCCGAUGUCAAGGCCAAAGCGAGACUUUUGCUUGUAUUUAGUUUUUUACAUUAGAAUUUGGAAGGAAAUUAGAAAGUGACUGACACAGUGAUGUGAUGACACUUCCAAAAUAUCUCAAAAAGCCAAAAGCUAGAACUUUCUCAAAUUAGGGAUUUUCCAAAUUCGAAACCUUCUUCGUCUUCAUCGACUUGCCAAGGAUUGUAAUUGAGCAACCAACCGGACGGUGUGUGUUCUCCUCAUCGUACCUUCUCAGACCACCGUCAGUGGUGGCGUUGGUGAUAAUUUCGAAUCCUAAGCUAGAAUCAACCACCGUGAAGUGGUUUUGCAGAAGACUGGAGUUGAUAGAUUCCAAAUAUGGAGACUGAAGUAGUUUCGAAACCGCAUAGGCUCAAGUUUGACGUCUUUCUUAGCUUCCGAGGCGAAGACACGCGCCACAACAUCACAGAGCGUCUCUAUGACGCGCUCAACCGCAAGGAGAAGGUCCGGGUCUUCCGCGACAACGAAGGUAUGGAACGAGGUGAUGAGAUUGCUCCGAGUCUCGUCGCAGCCAUGGAGGACUCUGCUGCCUCCGUCGUUGUCUUAUCACCUAGGUACGCUGAUUCUCACUGGUGCCUAGAUGAAUUAGCUAUGCUCUGUUCUCUGAGAGCUUCUCUGAAACGUCCCAUGAUACCCAUCUUUUAUGAGGUCGAUCCCUCUCAUGUCCGCAAACAGAGCGAUCAUUUUGUGAAGGAUUUUGAAAAACACUCGAAACGAUUUGGCGAGGAGAAGAUAGAGAGAUGGAGAGGAGCUAUGAAAUUAGUUGGGAAUCUCUCUGGAUUUGUUUGGAGAGAAGACUCGGCUGAUGAUGACAUGAUUGGGCUUGUGGUGAAAAGGGUUUUAGCUGAAGUGAGCAAUACACCAGAGACUGUGGGAGAAUACACUGUUGGGCUGGAAUCACGUGUCCAGGAUUUGAUGGAUAUGUUCGAUGUUGAAUCCAGUUCCGGCGUUCAAAUCCUGGGAAUUUACGGUAUGGGUGGUAUUGGGAAGACUACCCUUUCAAAAGCCUUCUAUAACAAGAUCAUUGGAAACUUCAAUCAUCGAGUUUUCAUCAAAAAUGUUAGAGAAAGAUCAUCAGACCAAGAUGGCAUAGUCAAUCUACAAAAAGAGUUCAUCAAUGUACUUACUUCUUUGGUACCUCAAAUAGAAGAUGUUGACAGAGGCCGGGAAAAGAUCAAAGAAAAUGUACCUGAGAAGAAGAUUCUUGCGGUUUUAGAUGAUGUUGAUAACAUAAAUCAAGUUGAUGCGCUGGUUGGUGAAACAAGAUGGUAUGGUGAAGGAAGUCUUAUAAUCAUCAUUACCAGAGAUGAAGAGAUUCUGAGUAAGCUCUCAGUGACCCAACAGUAUGAGGUCCAGUGCUUGACUGAGGAACAAGCAUUGAAACUGUUUAGUUAUCAUUCACUACGAAAGGAAAAACCAACAGAGAGUUUACUAGACUUGUCCACGAAGAUUGUCCGGAUAUCGGGGUACUUGCCACUGGCUGUUGAAGUGUUUGGUUCUCUUUUGUUUGACAAGAAGGGAGUUAAGGAAUGGCAAAUUCAACUGGGGAAGCUAAAGAACACCCAACCAGAUAAUCUUAAGGAUGUGCUGGCGCUGAGUUUCGAAUCUUUAGACGAUGAAGAAAAGAAAGUAUUCCUCGACAUUGCAUGUCUCUUUCUCAGAAUGCAAAUGACAAAAGAAGAGGUCGUUGAGGUACUGAAAGGAUGUGGGUUUAACGCUGAGGCUGCUCUCAGUGUCCUCAGACAGAAAUCUCUUAUUAAGAUCUUUGCAGACAAUACUCUUUGGAUGCAUGAUCAGAUUAGAGACAUGGGUAGGCAGAUGGACCUUAUAGAAAUUCCUGGGGAUUCUACAAUGCGAAGUAGAUUCUGGGAUCGUACUGAAAUUAUGACCUUAUUGAACAAUAUGAAGGGAACAUCAUCCAUCCAAGGAAUCAUAUUUGACUUCAAAAAGAAGACUUCUUGGGACUCGAGUGCAGAGGAUAUUGCGGUGAGGAAUUUGCAGAACAAUCCGGGAAUCAAAUCUAUGUAUAGUUACCUGAAGAAUAAAUUUAUACCAUUUCAAGAAGAGGAAAAGCCAAAAUGUUAUGAAAUCACCAUUCGGGUAGAGCCUUUCGUUCCAAUGAAUAAGUUGAGACUUCUUCAGAUUAAUCAUGUGAACCUGGAAGGAAAUCUUAAACUUCUCCCAUCUGAACUCAAGUGGAUACAGUGGAAAGGUUGCCCGUUAGAAAAUCUCCCUCCGGAUUUUCUUGCUGGGCAAAUUGCUGUUGUUGAUCUUUCAGAGAGUAGAAUAAGACGAGUCCAGAAUAUUCAUAGUAAAGGGGUUGAUGAGAAUUUGAAGGUUCUAAAUUUGCGUGGCUGCCACAGCUUAGAAGCCAUUCCUGAUUUGUCAAACCAUAAAGCCCUAGAGAAGCUUGUUCUUGAGCGAUGCAACCUCCUGGUGAAGGUUCCUAGAUCAGUUGGUAAUCUAAAAACGUUACUUCAGCUGGACCUCAGAAACUGUUCAAAUCUUUCUAAAUUUCUUGUGGAUGUUUCUGGGCUGAAGCGUCUUGAAAAACUUUUCCUCUCUGGCUGUUCAAAUCUUAGUGUGUUACCAGAAAACAUUGGUGCCAUGCCAUGUUUGAAAGAGCUCCUUCUUGAUGGAACUGCUAUAAAGAACUUACCAGAAUCUAUUUACCGCCUCGAAAAUCUUGAAAAGCUUAGUCUAAAGGGUUGCAGAUCUAUUAAAGAGCUACCUUUGUGCAUAGGAACAUUGACAUCACUGGAAGAACUAUAUCUUGAUGGUACUGGAUUGCAAACUCUUCCGAAUUCUAUUGGAUAUCUAAAAAGUCUCCAGAAGCUGCAUUUGAUGCACUGUGCAUCCCUUUCUAAGAUACCUGACACUAUCAAUGAGCUCAAAUCAUUGAAGGAAUUAUUUCUCAAUGGAAGCGCAAUGGAAGAGCUACCUCUAAGCCCUGGUUCACUGCAAUGUCUGACUGACUUCUCAGUAGGAGGUUGCAAUUUCUUGAAACAGAUUCCGAGUUCAAUUGGUGGAUUAAAUUCUCUUCUUCAACUUCAGCUGGAUAAGACCCCAAUUGAAACUCUACCAGAGGAGAUUGGUGCCUUGCACUUUAUUCGCAAACUUGAGUUGAGGAACUGCAAAUCGCUAAAGGUUUUACCUGAAUCAAUCAGAGAUAUGGACACACUUCAUAGCUUAUAUCUUGAAGGCUCUAGCAUUGAGAAACUGCCGGAAGAGUUUGGAAAGCUGGAAAACCUAGUCUUGCUCAGAAUGAACAACUGUAAAAAGCUUAAGAGGCUUCCUGAAUCAUUUGGAGACUUGAAGUCUCUUCACCAUCUGUUUAUGCAGGAAACUUCGGUGACAAAGUUGCCAGAAAGUUUUGGAAACCUUUCAAAUCUAAGGGUAUUGAAGAUGUUGAAGAAACCUCUUUUUAGAAGCUCUGAGAGUGAAGAACCUCAUUUUGUAGAAGUACCAAAUUCUUUCUCAAACCUCUUGUUGCUUGAGGAUCUGGAUGCUCGUAGUUGUGGAAUAUCCGGUAAAAUCCCAGAUGUUCUUGAGAAGAUGUCGUCUGUGAAAAUACUGAAUCUGGGGAAUAAUUAUUUUCACAGCCUUCCGACUAGCCUCAAGGGGUUAUCAAAUCUCAAAAACCUUUCAUUGUAUGACUGCCGAGAGCUCAAGUGUCUCCCUCCUCUUCCGUGGAAACUGGAGCAGCUAACUCUGGCAAACUGCUUUUCAUUGGAAAGUAUAUCCAACCUUUCCAACUUGAAGAUCUUGCAUGAGCUCAAUUUCACAAACUGUGAGAAAGUGAUUGAUAUUCCAGGCCUAGAGCACUUGACGGCUCUGCAAAGAUUAUACAUGAGUGGCUGUAACUCCACCUGCUCCCUUGCAGUAAAGAAAAGACUAUCCAAGGCUUCUUUGAAAUUGCUGAGGAAUCUGAGCUUGCCUGGAAACAGAAUCCCUGACUGGUUUUCACAGGGACCUGUCACGUUUCUAGCUCAACCGAACAGAGAGCUAACAGGCGUAGACCUUGCUGUUGUUGUGGCUCUUAAACACGAAACAAGAGAUGACUACCAGCUGCCUGAUGUGGUGGAGGUUCAAGCCCAAAUUCUCAAACUUGGCGAAGCCUUAUGCACCCACACAUUGAACCUCUCUGGAGUUCCUAGAACAAGUAAUGAUCAACUCCACAUCUGUCGUUACUCAGCUUUGCACCCAAUGUUUAUGACGAUAAAAGACGGGUAUACCAUCCAAGUGAUCAAACGACAACCACCAAUCAAACAAGGCGUGGAGUUAAAGAUCCAUGGGAUUCAUCUGGUUUACGAAGGGGAUGAUGAUUUUAAAGGCGAAGAACAUUUGUUAACCGAGACACAACAAUCCGUCUCUCAGAAACUUGCCAGUUUUUUCCGCUCUUUCAAAGGAGGUGAAGCCAGCUCAGAAAGUUAAUCUACUGUUACAUGAUCUGCUACAACAGAGAAGUUAUCAAAACUGCUCACAAUCAAUAUUAUCUAUACAAACUGUUGGUUGCUCAGGUAUGAUGUUUCCUUCAAACAGGUAAGCCACUAAAUAGCAAAACUGAAAACAUUUCUUUAUAGUUUUCCUACUUUAUUCCCUCAACCAGACAUAUUAAGGAACUACACUAUAACUUUCUUCAAACUCCAAGAAAUCUCAAUUAGUUUAAUGUCUCAGGUUUUGUUAACGACUUACAUGCAAUCUUGUGAAAUUCUCAUUGUAGGUUUCUUUGAAAAUGCUGCGGAAUCUUAGCUUGCCUGGAAACAGAAUCCCGGAAUGGUUCUCACAAGGCCCUGGUACAUGCUCAGCUCAACCGAACAGAGAACUCAGAGGUGUAAUCCUGGCCGUUAAUGUGGCCCUUAACCAUGAAACCGCAGAUGGUGGCGGUUCGAGUCCAAGUUUUCCAACUUGAUCUCGCGCACAGAUUUUCCCACACAUCGAACCUGUGUCGAGUGCCUAGAACAAGUAAUGAUCAACUCCACAUCUGCCAAUACACUCAGCUCUGCACCCAAUGGUUACGAUGUUGAAGAUGGGUACACCAUACAGCCAGGUGAUCAAACCAGAACUGACAAUCAAAAAAGUUGAGCUAAAGAUGCAUGGGAUUCAUCUGGUUUAAGAGGGUGAUGAUGAUAUUACUUGAAAAGAAGAUUGCUUAACUGAGACAAACGGUUUCUCAAAAACGCUACCAACUUUUUCAAAGAAGGUGAAACGAGCUCAGAAGUUGAUUCUAGAGUUACAUGAACUGCUAGUCUGCUACCCCAGAGAAGUUAAGAAAGUGCACACAAACUGUUGCUCAUAUAGGAGACAUGGUAAUGUAGCGUGUCCAAACUGGGAUUUAGCUUUUGUGUUCGUCUUAUUACAUUUUCUCCAUUUCUCCAUAUUUUCUUUUUCUCAAACUUAUUUGUCUUUUUAAGAUUAUUCCUAUGCUUUUAUAAUUAAUAAAAACCAAAAAGAAGAAGCUCUUGUUUCCCACAAUUUGGCGAUUCUGAUCCCAAACAGUGAAAAGAUGAUGUGUAGUAUAUGUAAAAUGUACUUGUGCAUAGAAUAAAAAGAUGAAAUGGGAACCAAAUUUCAAUUCUCA